Calidris pugnax (ruff) is the source of this 3001-nucleotide messenger RNA. It is a transcript of the gene TMEM233, whose product is annotated as transmembrane protein 233. NCBI's taxonomy places the organism in Eukaryota, Metazoa, Chordata, Aves, Charadriiformes, Scolopacidae. The record is from RefSeq and is a predicted model, not a curated record. The coding region runs from base 810 to 1145 and encodes 111 amino acids. The transcript has 7 exons. Gene Ontology annotation, cellular component: membrane.
GUGUGUGCAGACACUGGAACUUUCCAGAACUACUGCGAGCCGUGAACAUGCCUUUGAGGAGAGUCCUACCAGCCAGUAAUACAGCAAAGCGUGGUGGAGAGACCAUAUUCUGCCUUAGAACAAAUCCUGCUAUCAAGUUACAGCACCCUCUGAAAUCAGGAUCUAAUGUGCUGGCAGCUUUUUGUUGUGCUUGCGGUGGAUGUUGUCUACCUUGACUUCAGCAAGGCUUUUGACACAGUCUCCCACAACAUAUUUAUAGGAUGACAUCCAGAAAUGGGAAACCAUGGCUCCAUUCAAGUCAAUUGCAAAUCUCCCAGUGACAAAAGAAGCUCAUUCAUAAAGCUCUAAACACACUGUUUUCUAUAACUUUAAUUAAUGAAAUACUCUCAGGAGGAGCCAGACAGAGCAAAGUCUCAGCUCCAACCUUCAUCUGAUCAGAAGUGUCUCCAUUCUGCUGAAGCUCCAUGCAGGAGAUAACAAACUCAGCCCAGAUCAGAGGAAAUGCCUUCGUAGACUUUACGCCACUUGCUGAUGGGACUCGCUGACAGCAUAAUGAGGAUGUAAGAACACAGUGAAGUCCUCCCCGGGGUAACGCGAGCUUAGGUUUCUUGCUAGAGGAGCUGUCGGCGGGCACCUCUCACCCCACCCCGCCCCGCAGCGCUGCCGGUGCCGGUCCCGGGGAGGCGCCGCUCCCCUCCGUGGCGUGCGGCGGCGGGCGGCUCCCUUGGCUGGGCGCCGCGGCGGGGUCACGCCUGCCCGGUGCGCGGCGCUGGGCUUUCCCAGCCGCCCGCCCGCCGCGCCGCAGCCCCAUGUCCUCGCUCCCCGCCGGUCCCGACAUCAAGAGGGCUCUGGAGAACAGCCCCGAGACCAACAUCGAGGAUGAGCUGCCCGACGCUCCGCCGCAGCCGCGGCCCAAGAACUACCUGCUCCUCAGCAUCCUGGCCUGCUUCUGUCCCGCCUAUCCCGUCAACAUCGUCGCCUUCGUUUUCGCCGUCAUGGCUUUAAACAGUUAUAAUCAAGGAGAUAUAGAAGGGUCAAAAAGACUGGGUCGCAAUGCUCUCUGGGUUGCCGUUGCAUCCAUUAUCAUCGGGCUUGUCAUCAUCGGAAUCUAUUGCGUAGUUCAUUUCACCACGCAUGCUAUCUGAAGACCAGGACUGCACUUGGAAGAAAUCAUCAUGUAAAUCUUGGGAGUGGAAAAAGAAGAGGAGAAGGAAACCCUUCAUUCCAGACUGUUAGAUUUGACACUGCAAGUCUGCAGAGGCAUGUUGCUGGUGGAUGAACCGAUAGUCCAGUUAGUUAAUCAGCAUGGCGUGACCAGGUUUUCAAAAUUAUUUAUUUAUAAGGAAUCUUAGUAUAAAGCAGCAUUUUCUCUUCUACCCUGAUGUAUAAUGAGAUCUUGCCCUAACAACUCCCUUUUCUUUCUCAUUUACGUGGAAUGUAUGCUGGAUCCAUGGUGUUCCCUGGCUGACCCUAUCCAAACAAAGCCAACGUAUCUAGACUGUUUAUAGUGCACGAUGUAAGAUCUGAUGCACAGCCCGCUGAAGCUAGUAGAAGAGCUCCUGUUGCUGCCUCCAGUGGGUUUUGGAUCAGGCCAUUAAGGAUUUUUUUAUUACUUUAAAAUAGUCUCAACAUAACACAAUCAUAACCAUGGUUUGUGAUUUUAUCCUGUUAUGUGAUUUUAUAAUGCCGUGGGCGUACUCUGCAGCUGCAAAGCGGCUGCUUUCUUCUGUCAUCCUCAGCUUUUAGGUCUUUACCUUGGAUUUUUAACCACCUGGGACCGAUUUGAAUCACUUGAUUACUAAGAGACACUCUUCUUCCAUAGCGUCCUUAUUUUUCUUAAUGAUUUUUGUUUGUUUUGUUGUCUUUCAUUGUUGAACUCCCUUGAUUUAGCUCCAGUCCUGCAUUAAAGUUGCACUGAUCAUAUUUUCCUCUUUAAACUUCACAUAUGUAAAAAGUUCAUAUUUUUUUAUCUGACAAAAGAUCUUUUUAAAUAGAUGUUCUUCUUCUUCAUCCCUUUGUUACUGUUCCUCUAGGAAGUCACAUAGUUUCAUUGUGUUCUGCUUUGUUCAUGUCUCUUUUGUUUACUUCAUCCUCUCAUCUUGCUAUGAAUAGUCUAUAUAUCAAUAUGGUUAGAGAUGGACAGACUUUUGUACGCAUACAUAGUUACCUACACUCUUGCUGAUCCUAAGAUAUUAGUGAACAGCUUUAGGUUACAGAAUUGAUAGUCUCUAAAUUACUGCAGUUUCUUGAUACCUUAUGAAAAUUUUGCAUGGAACAGCUGUUUUUUAUUAGCUGAAAACUGUUUGAAAGAAUAUAUUUGUUUUGUCUCACAAAUAUACCAUGUUAAAAGGACUGUGCUCUGGUGAGCGUUAAGACAGAUGGCUACAUCUUCAGCAGUUGUUGCUCCAUUUGCUUUAAUUGUUACUACAUCUUCAAGCGAGCUAUGCCAGCUUACACUCUCCUUGUACUUACAUCAAUCUGGACCUACUACCCAGAAAUGCAUGGGAGUUCUGCAGGUGCAAGUGAGAAAAGAAUCAUGCCUGGCGGGAGUACAACUACCUAUUGAAAAAAAGAAAAAAAUCAAUCUCCCAGAAACCUUUACCUGUUAAAGUAUAUGCCUGGAAGUAGCAUGCAUUUUCUGUGCCUUGAAUAUUAUACUUUUAAUGUGCUUUUUCGCUUUUCUUUCUGCCAGAUUCUGUUUUUCAUUGAAGUCAGUGAUGCAUCACCUAUCCUUAAUUACUCUAGUAUAAAACCUCAUGAACAGUGGUGAAUUCAGUUGAUUUCUUCAGCAUUUACACUGAUCAAAUAUGUCCACAGAGGAAUCUUGUCACUGAUUUUGAUGAUCCCAAGAGUUGGCUGUUCUGUGAACUCCUCUUUGCUUUUUGAAUACUAUUUCAAUGGUCUGGUAUGUCUUGUGGGACUUUUAGUAGCUUGCCUUAUUAUCAGAUAUGAUAGAACUGUCAUUGAGAAGUGGAAUAAAAUUACUUUUAAUUCAUGUCCA